AUGACGAGAGGAUCGAAAUUCGAGGUCUCGAAAUUUGAUGGUCAUGGCAAUUUCGGAUUAUGGCAGACGAGAGUAAAAGAUUUAUUGGCGCAACACGGAAUUCAGAAAGGGCUGCGCGCAGAAAAGCCAAAGGGGAUGGAAGACGAUGAUUGGGUAACCAGGAUCGUGGAAGAAAACAGGUACGGGAUAAUUCAGGAAAUCGGAAUUUCAGAUCCAAGUCGCGAGACAAAUAGAAAGGGAGGAAAACUGUGA
Molecule: messenger RNA, 252 nt
Organism: Striga hermonthica
Lineage: Eukaryota; Viridiplantae; Streptophyta; Magnoliopsida; Lamiales; Orobanchaceae
Source: the annotation of a GenBank genome assembly